AUGAUAGCAUCGCAUUCUGCAACUUUGUUUCUAGCAGCGGCUGUCUCAUCCCUUACAACGGUGUUUGGUGCCGUUGUUGGGGUCACCGAGCUUGAUGCGCGUAAGCCGCCGGAUUGCGUGAAGUACAAGGCCGGAUACCUUGCGGCUGACAUUGGUGGAACGUGGGCCUCGUUCACGCUGAACUCAAUGAACCAAAUAUCAUUUAUUGGCGAUGCUAAGAGCCCGCUCUAUGUCGAGUUCCAGAAAUGCGACAGCUUAAAGGAUCAAACGGGAGCUGACAAAGUCGACGUCAAUGGUCGUCUCUAUGUCCCUUCCAAGAAGAAAUGCGUUUACAUCCUGCAUCCCGAACAUCCUACGGGGCCUUACUUCACUUCGCUCCACUCGUGCGAUUCACCUAUCAUCGACUCAUUCCGUUUCCUCAUCCGUACGUCUCAGGAUGCCCAUGGGGGCCUCUAUUGGUAUGGGGGAACCGACGAGGAAGGCACUACACCUCAAGGAGGGUGUGGCUUGCUUGGAUAUGAAUCCGAUCCAAGUCAAUACCCUUCGGGUGUUCCAUCAGUGACGAAUGAUAAAGGUAAGCAGAUUAAAGUGACGUGCGGUGGAUAUCCCGGGACGCCAUUCAGGAUUGCGCAGAAUCCGCACCCGAAGCCGAAACCUGUUGCGGAUUGUACUGUCUAUAAGGAGGGGUACCUCAGUGCUACCGUUCUCGGGAAACCAAAGUCUUUCACUCUCAACCAAUUCAACUCCCUCGCCUACAAAGGUGACGGGAAGAAUCCACUCUACGUCCAAUUUCAGAAAUGUAAAUCUCUCGUGGACACCUCUGGCACGGACAAAAUCGAUACCUUUGGAAGACUUUAUGUCCCUUCCAAAAAUCAAUGCGUCGAGAUUUCAAAUCAACAAUCGCCCACGGGUCCAUACUACACCACGCUUGCCACUUGUCCGAGUUCUCGUCCGGUUCCAUCGAGUGACAUACCGUAUUCGUUCCGAUGGCUAAUCAGGAACGAUCCAGGUGUAGGUUUGGUAGAUGGGUUAUAUUGGUACGGAAGCACCGACGUGGAGGGAACAACUCCUCAGGGAGGUUGCGGGCUUUUGGGAUACAAGUCGUUCACACAGGGGAAUCCUGUUGUGGCGCAUAAGUACUACUCAAUUCAAGUUACGUGCGGGGUGUAUCCGGGGCACCCAUUCAAGAUCGAGAAGAAUUCGCACUGA
This is a messenger RNA of Cantharellus anzutake, 1209 nucleotides long. RefSeq lists its product as uncharacterized. Bases 1 to 1209 code for a protein of 402 amino acids. NCBI's taxonomy places the organism in Eukaryota, Fungi, Basidiomycota, Agaricomycetes, Cantharellales, Hydnaceae. The record is from RefSeq and is a predicted model, not a curated record. The transcript has 4 exons.